Molecule: messenger RNA, 499 nt
Organism: Lucilia cuprina (Australian sheep blowfly)
Lineage: Eukaryota; Metazoa; Arthropoda; Insecta; Diptera; Calliphoridae
Exons: 1
Coding region: 37-366 (109 amino acids)
Molecular function (GO): chitin binding
Source: RefSeq, a predicted model, not a curated record
AUAUCACAAAAUUACCUACAACAAUCUAAAAACAAUAUGAAAUUCAUAAUCCUGUUUAUUAUAAUAUCAGCAAUUAUUGCAUGCUGUCAAGUUCGGGCUCAGGGUAAUCCUCUAUAUACAGGACAACCUGGUUGUUUAACAGAAGAAGAAUUGACUGUUGCUCUGUAUCCACAUUUUCGCAAUAAACGUGCUUAUUGGAAGUGUUCGGUGUUGGGUCAAGCAGCUGCUUUGGAAUUCUGUCCAAUUGCUGAAGGUUUUUUGGCAGUCGAAAGAACUUGUGUGCCAUGGAUCAACUGGUAUUGGACACCAACUGUAGCACCUCCAAGUUCACCAAUACAACCAAAUGAAGAACUACCUUCCCAAUAAUUUACUUUUAAUUAUAAAUUAGUGAAAUAUCUUAAUUGCUUGCAGAACAUUUUAGAUAUUGUUUUAAAUUAGAGAGAAUUGGUUUAGUAUUGCUUUUAUUAAAUAAAUGCACCUGUUCCUUUGGAAAAAAAAA